CUGACGCCUACGUCAGACCCAGGAAUGGGACAGCUCGGGGCGUGCCAGGGUGGGCGGAGCCGUUGUUAGUUUACGUCCUUGAGGGAGCUUCGUAGUAAUCGGAGGGGGAAGCACCUCCUCCUUUAAUUGCUCUGAGGACUGCUGCCCAAGAAACGCUGUAGUCGUACACCGUUUUUGCCUACUGCGGGAUGGGGCGGAUUGUAACCGCCAUGUUGGUGAAGGCAUACGAAGGGGACUGGAGCUCCAGGAUGGUCGACUCUGCUAGCUCAAGCCCGCCAUCUUAAUAAAGAGAAGGGGAAGGUUGGGCUUCCACCGCACCUCACACACAGCCUUUCUCCCACCCUGUUCCCGCGAUUCAGCUCGGUGGACCCUUACUCUGCCUCACUUGCCCAGCCUCUGCCCUCAGGAAACAUAGCCGCCAUCGCCUCAGAACAGGCUUAAGACAACGCUGAAUGAGGGGGAAAGGGAAAUGCCUACCAAUUGCGCCGCGGCAGGCUGUGCUGCUACCUACAACAAGCACAUUAACAUCAGCUUCCACAGGUUCCCUUUAGAUCCUAAAAGAAGAAAAGAAUGGAUUCGCCUGGUUAGACGCAAAAAUUUUGUGCCAGGAAAACAUACUUUUCUUUGUUCAAAACACUUCGAAGCCUCCUGCUUUGACCUAACAGGACAAACUCGACGACUUAAAAUGGAUGCCGUUCCAACCAUUUUUGAUUUUUGUACCCAUAUAAAGUCUAUAAAACUCAAGUCAAGGAAUCUUUUGGAAAAAAACAACAGUUGUACUCCAGCAGGACCAUCUAAAUCCAACAUUAGUAGUCAGCAAGUACUCCUUGAACACAGUUAUGCCUUUAGGAACCCUAUGGAGGCAAAAAAGAGGAUAAUUAAACUGGAAAAGGAAAUAGCAAGCUUAAAAAGAAAAAUGAAAACUUGCCUACAGAAAGAACGCAGAGCAACUCGAAGAUGGAUCAAAGCCACAUGCUUGGUGAAAAAUUUAGAAGCAAAUAACAUAAUACAUAAGGGCACAUCAGAACACAUUUUACCAACUGCCUUAAGCAAUCUUCCUUUGGAAAAUUUCAAGAUUCUUGAACAAGAUCAACAAGAUAAAACAUUAUCAAUUCUCUAAACCUAAAACAGACCAAGAGUACCUUCAAGAUUAGCUUGCACAGAACUUCAUACCCACCCUUCAUUCCAUUCAGAGGUAAACAUGUUUAAGGCAUUAUGCCAAAAUUGGGUAUCUAAUAAGUUUUACUUGAAGUAUACAUUAUUACUGUAUAACUUAUGAAGACUCGAUUACAAAAAAACAAUGGACAACUUUUUAUGACACUUUAAAAUGAAUGGAAGUGCCUUAUGUGAGAAUUAACUUAUUUAAAAAUGUUAGGAAAUUGUAUGUUUG
Molecule: messenger RNA, 1390 nt
Organism: Trichechus manatus latirostris (Florida manatee)
Lineage: Eukaryota; Metazoa; Chordata; Mammalia; Sirenia; Trichechidae
Gene: THAP2
Product: THAP domain containing 2
Exons: 3
Coding region: 470-1120 (216 amino acids)
Cellular component (GO): nucleus
Source: RefSeq, a predicted model, not a curated record